Molecule: messenger RNA, 873 nt
Organism: Fulvia fulva
Lineage: Eukaryota; Fungi; Ascomycota; Dothideomycetes; Mycosphaerellales; Mycosphaerellaceae
Exons: 2
Coding region: 1-873 (290 amino acids)
Source: RefSeq, a predicted model, not a curated record
AUGCUAGUUGUGGAUCAAGAUGACAGGUCUUUGCAACUCUUGAGCCAACCACUGACAGUCGUUCUCGCAUCCACAACCAGCAGACCACCACCAACCGUACGCCAAUACUGCCAUCGCAUAUACACGGUCACAGCUAGAUACAAUACCACACCACACCAGAGCAUUACUCAACACUACAACACCUUCCGUCUUUCGAAGAUGGAGUUCGGAGGUGUCGACACUGUCAUUGGGAACUUGAAGCUGGCGCAACUCGUCAAAGUCUACCUCAACAACGACCCCACAGCAUAUCACUUGCCCGUGAGCGCUUUCGACUCUAGCACCGGAAUCCUUGCAGGCCGAGUCGAGAACCGCCGAGCAGAGAGCCAUGGCGCCCUUAUCCACCUGGGGUUGGAAGGCGAUUAUUGUGCCCUCAAGAUCCUGCUUUUCUGGCUGGCCAAGCGAGAUAUGCCAGAAAACUUCGACGGCUAUGGGGACAAGGACCAGCUAUGUCGCCUUCUCACUGAUUGCUGGUUGGUGGGUGACAAGUACACGCUUUCCGAGUUCCAGGACUUGAUUAUGCUGGAGCUUCUUCACUCACUUCAGCAUCACACUGCGUGCCUCACGACCAUAAAGCACGUCCUUGAUCAUACGGAAUACGGCUGUCCACUACGGAUGCUCAUGGUAGAGGAGCUGACGCUCGCGACGGAGGCCGACGGCUUCAACCCGGAUCUCUCGUUCUUUGCUGACAUUUCCGGUGCAUUCGCGGAGUUCGUUCAUAGCAACAACGAGCGCAGCACCCGGUAUCCUGAUGUAGUGGACAGACUCGGUGGGGAGCUAUGGAAAGAGUACAUGCUAGAAGACGGACCGGCCAAGCACUGGAUCUGGGAGGUUUGA